AAAUUAUCGGUUAUUAUAUUUUAAUCUAUAUAGCAUAAUAUACGUAUAAUCAAUAUAAAAUUUAAUAGUACAUUGUUAUUUCAUUCUAGUAAUGAUCUGAAAAUAUUAUCAAUUACAUAUUAUGAACUUGAUAUAGAUAAACUGGAUUCAUGUAGAUAGAAAUUUAUCAUUACCAGUGUUCAUGUCAUUGUUGAAAAUAGUUCUUAGAAUAUUGGUUAUAACCAUUUAUAGCUUAUCGAAUGCUUUUGAUUAUGUUGUGUUCUGAAUUGGGCGAUCUAUUUAUAAAAUUUUCAUUGUUAUUUUGAUUAAUAUAAGCACUUUUAAAUUUAAGAUUUAAAAUUUCUUUCUACUACCAAUUGAGUAGUUAAUCUUCAUGACCAUGUUGAUGAUUGAUUUUCUCUGGGUGGUUAUUUUUUUUUGGACCGACCUCUUACUGAGUAACCUUUUUUCUGUAUCGACAUGUGUCAGUACAGUAAGGAGUUAGUUGCAGAUUGACCUAAUCACCUCAUUUCCGGCUAUUGUGGCAUUUUCUUAACUAAGUGCGUAUCUACAGUCGCUUACAACCAUUCAUAUAAGUGCAAAUAUAUUGCAUUCUUUCUGUACUCUGUUCAUGUAUCUUUAUUUAAAUGUAGAGUCUACCCUCUCACAUAAAGUGCUUCUCAUACUUGGUACAAUUAAUUUUGUCGACGGUCUUGCAUUUGUCUUCUUUCGCUGUCAUACACCAGUUAAACCUCGUUGGUUAACAUCUUACAACGCAUUCCAUAUUUGUUUCUCAAAUGUUUUAACCGACCAAAGGAACUCUAACUCAAAUACAUCCAUCAGGACUAAUCGCAGAAGCUGUGUUGGUAUAACUAGAUGCUGAAGUCUCAUCAACAAUAAAACCUUAAGUUUUGGGAAUACUAUAUAGAUGAUGCGUUUGUUGUCAUUGAGAUACGGACUCAAAAAUUCUCCUUGAUUGAUCAUUAGCAUUUUCAGUCAAUAGAAAACAGUUAAACCACAAAAUUCUAUUGUUGUGUGUCCUGAUUUUAUCCAACGAAACAAACAAAAACGUUAUAAACAUUAUCACACAAGAAGCCAAUUCUCACAAAUCAGUGGAAGCUCAACAAUAAAAAUAAUAGCGUACAAACACUUGUAAGAAGAGCUAGAACACACUUCAGAGCUCAGCGAAAAAAGCCAAACUCUUCAUUCUGUAAAAUGGCUCCUCUCGCAAAUUCAUCAGGUGUUUGGCAAAUCGAUAUACCAUCACAAAUUCACGCAGGUGUUUAUCAUAAGAACAAAUGAUCACAAGGUUAUUGAAACCCGUCGGCAUAGAUGUCACACUAAUGCCAAUUUGAUCGCGUCAUUCUUUUUUGCGAAGACUGAGCGAUAUAUUUCAUAUGUCUUAGCCGAAAACGUCUUAUGUCUUUAUUAAAUAUUAACUCCGUCUGUUACUGUUUUGAUAUUUUUAGCUUUGUUCCUCUAGUUUUUAAGCUGUGUUAACUAAAAUAAUUUUUCAGCUUGAAGCAUGGAAUCACGUUUACAAGAUUGUGAGGUUACUAGGAACUAUAGUAUCGUUCCAGUAAUGUUAUUAGAUGGAUGUCGGUUUCUAGUGUGAGCUCUUUUUAUUUAGCUCAAAUCUCAGUUCUCAAACAUUAGACAGCACCCUAAUACCAUAACCCGAGAUAUUCUCAUUGUUCAUCUUUAAACGUAUAGCGUUACCAGAUUUUCUGAAUAUUCAUAUCAUAUUACUUUUUCUGCCUGUCGUCCUUUUACUUUUGCUAUGCUAGUAUACACAGUAGUAACAUGAAUGUGUCACGUGAUGAGUCGCAGAUUGAAUUGCAAGUAAUUUCUCAGUUCGUUGUAGUGUUGAUUAAAAUGCUUCUUUUCAAGAUGUAAACGAUUAUUUGUCUUAGUUUGAGCUUGUUUGCAAGUGCUCUUUUUAGUCUGUAAAUAUUCAUAUCAAUAUUUCCUGUUUAUCGGUAAUUUAGGGUCGAUUUUAUCUCCUCGAAUCACGUAUACAUUAAGUAGUUUAGUAUAUUUUGCAUAUAACAAAUAAUGGUACUCAGCAACCGUGUACAAAGUCAUCCGCCAAUGGUAUAUACUGUUUGGUUACUAAAUUCUCGGUACAGUGCAGUUGCAAAUUCUUAUUAGCUAAUUGAAUGUUGAUUGCCCUACCGAAUAAACCAGAGCUUUAUUCAGCUGAGUAUAUUUGACUUGAUUAUUUGAUCUUCUUUCAUCCAUUUUACACAUUAAAUAAGGGAUGUGGGUUUUCUGUAAUUCAGGUUCGUGUUUAUCGUUAUCACGAAUAACUGAAUAGUUUUGGUUGCAUGAGGUUGUUGAUGCUCAUUUCCUUUAUUAGAUCAAAAAAGUAACGUUUUGUUUGAACAAAAUAAUACCCAUUUAUUGGUCUUCUUGUGUAUAUGCUUAAAGACUAAUGCUCUACAAUAAAGUUUCGCUAAUCUUCAUAUGCAACUAAUAAGAAGGGGGAAAAUCAUAAGUGUAGCAGUCAGAUGUAUACAGUUUUAGUCGACCCAAGCUAAUUACCUUUAUAAGCGGUUUUUAAGCUUAUUUAAAUUUUUGUUACAAACCAACACCCAGUGAGAACCGUCGACAUCUAGUUACCUCAUUUCAGAACUAGUUAAAGGUGGUUACCAAUGCCCUCAUACAACAAAUUAACCAGUGCCUUUGGGUCUCGCCAUGAGCCCAGCUGGGCUACACUCGAGAUCCACUAACCAAGAAUUAUCCAAUUUGUGGAAUGACUCAAACCCCGUAGUGUAGCGUGUAAGGUUAUUUAGGAACUGCUCUGUGUUGUUCCAUUUCUGAAUCUAGUUCUGAGAGAAAUUAGAUCACAUUUGUAACUAUUAAUUAAUGCAAACUGCUGUGUUUCAUCCUAAUCAUACAUUAUAGUGUUUCCUACCAAAAUACCCAGCUACCUGAGUUUAAAUGCUUAUCAUCCAUAGUCUCAAGUUUAGUUACUAAGUUCUUAGUGAAUUAGUUUCAAAUUAUGGAUAUACUAUACAUAAACGUCCACAAAUACGAAUAUUUUAUUAUAAUGCACUUAUUUAUGUCAGCUUAUUAUCCUACUUCAUAGUUGCUUAUAUUUGUACCCGUUCUUUAGCUUGUUUUCAUGGACCACAUAUAUUACUGGAUAAACAUAUGAUUUAGUCUAUUUAUACCUCCAAUUUACAGGCACAAUAUGUAUACCGAAUGUUGAUACCUCAUUAAAUUCCAUUUCUAAGCCAUUUCGAUUUUCAACGAGUAAUAUUUUUCCAACACUUAGUAAACCACCACAGUCAACUGUUGACACAAGGUUUUCUCCGGAACAAAUGAAAGUUAGACGUCUACGUCUGUCACAAAUGAAUCUCUUUGCGUCGGGUCGAGGUAGUGGCGCACCAGUACCUAUACGUAUUGGUGAACAUCAUUUGGAUAAUAAAAUGGAUAACCGAACUCAUGUCUCCACUUCUGUAAGUUGAAAUAUUUAAAUUAAUUAUUUUAUUGCAAAAAACGAAUGCAACCGAGAACUACUUAUCUUGAAUUAGUGUUUCAUAUUUUUCAAGUGGCUCUAGUACCGGUUAUGAUGACCGAAGUAGGAGCGAAGUCGUUUGUACACAUUUUUACUUAGAAAUUCAGUUUCUUAGCUUUGUCGAUAGAAAAAAACGUACGAUAAGUAAUUAGCUUUUGCUUGAUCAUAAAGCAUAGUGUUAAGCUAAUUGGUGACGGAAUUCCCGAACUGUUCGCUUAUGUAACUAGUUUCACAGGAGCAGUUUAAUUGAAGAAGUUUGUCAUUAUUUUUGGUUUUUUGGAUAAAAUCUUUUCAGAAUAAAGCAUACGGUUUGUUUUUCUGUGGAGCUUUUCUUAUUAUCAGUAUCAUUUCAUUAGUAGUUUCGUCUAUAAACUCUAGUUUUAGGGGCAAGGUGUUCUAAUUUCCUCUAUAAUUUAAUUUUCAUUUACAACUUAAAUUUUUAGACUCAUUUCCGAUCGAGACUAGGAGGAAGUGACUAGUGUUUUGUUUCUGAAUGUUGGCUGGAUUCUCUUUAGUAGUUUCAGUAUAAAGAUGAGAGUUUACUUACACUUGCAGAGUUUUUUGUCAUGUUUUAGUUCGUGUAUCAGCCAACAAAAAUUUAAAAUAUGCGUCACUUCUUUUUCAAUGACAUGAAUCUCUCAGUACUGAUGUAUUCUACUUUUUGAUCGUAAACCAUUAACAUAUUUUUAUUUACAUUUCUAUAACGACAUCGUAUUUUAGAUUUUUAUGCAGAAUUAUUUUAGGAAUAUUGUCAGGAUAUUUUCAUUCACGUCAUUGAGGAUACACGUUUUAUUCCUCGCACACUGGUUAGAAAAUCCCCAUCAGCAAUGAGUUCUUCACUUGUCAAAGUUAAUGACUUACUGUUACUAUUAUUUUCUACAAUAUCAUAUAAAUAUUUAUGUUUAUUAGAUAUACACUAUUGUCAUCUUUAAUUUUUUAUACUUCACUUUUAUUAAAUCCUUCGGUGAACAAACAUUUGUGGAACUCGUUUUAUUCACUAAGAUCAAAAAUCAAGGUUAGUUACAUAGAAAGUGUAUAUUUUGAUAAACUAUGAAUAAAAUGUAAACAAAAAACAUCCAUUAUGUAUAACUGAAGCUAAUUCACAACACUCUUUUAUAAAUGAACUAUUAAUUCUACGAGUGUAAUUGUUUCUUUAGUAAGAAAUAUCAAAUAUUGCAGUACUGUGUCGUCUAUGAUUUAAUUAUUAGAGCUGGAUCCAAUUGAUUAGUCACAAACUCAAACUCAUGGUUCUGAUCAAAUUCGUGUCAAGAAGAGUGAAAUUAAUGACUCAGAUUUGACGUUAAACAAAUUCUACGCUGUUUUUUCAGAUCAUGAAUACAAUUUCAAUAUAUUGUGAUAUAUUUUACCAUGUCCACAAACAUGGAUUGAUUUUCGGUUUAUGCUAGUUUCGUAAAGCCUAUUAUGUAACAACUUUAGUUAAUUACAUUGCUUCGUGACCUUCGAGUGUUGUUUAGCUACAAAUCUAAAUUUGUAUACUACAUUGUUAUUUAUAUUGGUGUCUGCAAAUUUUUAUUUGGCUCUUUGCAAUUCACAAAGUAGGUACUUCUUGUCGGAACGUUAUUAAAAGUAGCGUAUGGGACUUCUCUACUAUUAAUUACAAUUAUUUCACAAUAAGAUUGGCCAACUAAUUUACCUACUGUCAAAAACGAUUUUAUACUAAACAACUGUUCAGUCGUUUAACAGCGUAAUUAAUACGGCGUAACGGUUGUUUACUUUUACUUAUUUUGAAGUAUAAGAACCGAAUACUGAAAACAAUUUUUUUAAGAUAAAAGUAUUAUGAUGAAGAACUCGUUGCCAAUGAAAGAUGUUCACCGCUAGUUUACAAAUUAAAUUGAUCUAAAAAUCCCGGAUGUAUGAGAAUCUUGUUUAUGUGAAUAGACUUGUUUUGAGCAAAAGACUGAUUUCUUUCCUAAACCAGAAUUGUUUACUCUACUAAUCUAUGAGAACUAGUUAUAUCCAUUCAUUAUAUUGAUUUACAAUAUCUUCAUCUUCUAUAGGCACUUUAGUCAAUAACAGUUCGUCUAAUGCACUUCUCUCCGUUUCGAAUUAUAUCAGCAAUGAGCAGGCUGAAUUAGAAGAGGCACAAAAGAAGUUAGAUAAAGAAGCAGCUGUACUAGAGCAGCGUUUACGCCAACAAAUGGCAUACGAGCCAGGCACCGCAUUAGAAGAAGAAUUGUUAAGACGAUGGUUUAUUUUAGUCAAUAAGAAGAAUGCCCUAAUUCAUCGGGGCUUCCAGUUGUCUAUAAUGGAGAAGGAAGAUGAUUUGAAAAAGAAAAUGAAAAUGUUGCAGGAUGAAUUACGAUCGAUUUUAUCCGUUGAAGAUUAUUUGAAAACAGAUAAUGAUAGAAGACGAGAAGAUCUUCUUUUACAAGAUCUUGUACGAUUGGUCAAUGAACGUGAUGACAUCAUUCAGGAAUUGGAUUUGCAUGAGAAAGUAUUAGCUGAAGAACUAGAACUGGAGCAAAAUGCAGGUUAUAUGUCAUAUGGGAGGCGUAGAAUCGACAAAAGUUGUGUACUACAAUAAUGCUUAACUUAUCCAGACAAGCGUGUACAAUGGGCUGUGAUUCAUAACAGAAAAUAUGUUUCACUAACCACUUCUGUUCGGGAUUUAUUUACUCAUUGAUGUGUACAUCGAUUCCUUUCGAAAAAGAGUACUAUUACAGUCUCUUUCAGCGCCAUAUUUCAAUUACUGUCUCAGGCGAUCACUUUUUCGUGUAUUUUCCCCAGAUGUCAUUUAAUCAGUCUUUUUCUGACUCCUGGAGUAAACAAAUUGUGAUGUUACUUUUCAUUUUCCUGGGACUGCUUUGUGUUAUGAAAAAGUUCCUUGUAUUGUUAACUUUUAUUUCAUAUUUACUUAAAAUAUAUCAAAUUAUUUCAAAAACAGAAUGAUUGUAACCUGUCUUAUACUGUUUUAUUUAUCAAUAAUACGUUUCAUGUAUAUGUAGUCAUUAUUAUUGUAUAUUUCUCUUUUCUUUCUUGAGAGUCUAUUAUGGAGUUCGAAUUGAGAAUAAUACAAGUUUAAACCAAAGUGAAAAGUAUGACUUCUCAUCGGUUAUCAAGGGUUUAGACGAACAUGAUACGCAUGUCAAUGCUUCGUUUAAUAGCAUCCACUAGCAAUUACCCGGAUAAUGAAUGUUU
Molecule: messenger RNA, 6661 nt
Organism: Schistosoma haematobium
Lineage: Eukaryota; Metazoa; Platyhelminthes; Trematoda; Strigeidida; Schistosomatidae
Product: EH domain binding protein, variant 2
Exons: 4
Coding region: 5661-6047 (128 amino acids)
Molecular function (GO): protein binding
Source: RefSeq, a predicted model, not a curated record